CAGUAUUUGUGUUCUGAGCUGAUCUCAGACCAGCGCUGGGCGUCUCCUUUACAUUACAGUGGCCGACUCCAUUUUGUGAGAAGGAAGCUUCUUGCACAGGCACACGAGAUAUUCACCGGAGAACAUUUUGAUUUGGAGAAUGAGCGGCUCUCGCAUUUUCAUCGGUCGGUUAAACCCCUCUGCUCGGGAGAAAGACGUCGAGCGUUUCUUCAAGGGGUAUGGAAGAAUAAGAGACAUUGACUUGAAAAGAGGCUUCGGAUUCGUUGAAUUUGAUGAUCCCAGAGAUGCAGAAGAUGCUGUCUAUGAGCUUGAUGGGAAAGAGCUCUGCAAUGAGAGGGUGACCAUCGAACAUGCCCGUGUCCGUCUGCGUGGGGGCCGAGGUCGUGGUGUCAGUGGAGGACGUUUCCCUGGUCGGUAUGCUCGUGGCUCCCAGGACAGCCGAAGGAACCCCCCACCAAUGCGUACUGAGAAUCGCCUCAUUGUGGAAAAUUUGUCAUCAAGAGUCAGCUGGCAGGAUUUAAAGGAUUUCAUGAGACAAGCCGGAGAGGUUACUUUUGCAGAUGCCCAUCGGCCAAAGCUUAAUGAGGGUGUGGUUGAGUUUGCUUCACAUAGUGAUCUAGAAAAUGCCCUGGAGAAGUUAUCUGGGAAGGAGAUCAAUGGAAGGAAAAUCAAGCUUGUUGAGGCAGGCAGGAAGAAAUCCAGGACUCGCUCGCGCUCAAACAGCUCAUCCCGUUCUCGUUCCCGAGGGCGCUCCCCAUCACGCUCUCGCAGCCGUUCCCGCUCCCACAGCCCCAAAUCACAUAACCGCUCCAGAAGUCACUCCCGUUCAGCUAGUACUUCUCCUGUGCGGCCCAAAGAAGCCAAGGGUGUGUCACGCGCUGAAUCAGCAUCACCGCCGACCCCAGCACAGCGCCCCCCACUGUCCCGGUCCCCAUCCACUGACAGUCGUCAUUAGACGCAACUGUUCUUAGUGCUUAGAGAUACUUAUUUGGUCAAACACUGCAAGAGGUUGUUUAAGUAAAGUCAGCCUCUCUCCAUGACAAGCAGGGGCUCAAUUACUGGUUUAAAGAUAUUUGACUGAGAUAACUUGUCAUCUUAAGUCAGAACUAUACAGCUUUUUUUAUGUGGGUUUUAUUAUUUUUAUUAUUUAAUUACAUGUCAGAAAUGAGUACUUCUGGAUUUUAUUUUUAAUCACUACAGGGUGAGGUUUGCUGUUUUAUGAAUAAUUAUUUUGUAUGUUUUAUUACGACCGACAAACAAAGAGAGCUUGAUGAAGCUGAAAGUAACGUGCUGGAGUUUAGAGUGAAAGUAGAUUUUCCAGCUUGAGUGUGUAAAUACAGAUACAAAAUGAGGAAGGCUAGAAUACUUUGAGCCAUUUUAAUUCCAACAAAUUUAAUUAAAUAACCUUAAUCAUACCAAAAAACAGCUUAUGCUCUUCGUGCUAGUUAACUACUUGUUCAAGGGUAUCAGCAAAUAUUUGUAUUUUUGUUUCUUCAGGAUUGUGAGAAUUGUUUGUAACUUGGUUGUUUGACACAAUCUCACUCGGCUCUUGACAGCCAUAAUCUGUACUUAGCUGUUAAGAGUCAAAGAAGUAUCCGAGUUCCCUCCAUGCUGCAUGAGUAAAGAGCUUGUGUAACAAAUGCAAAAAUAUUUGUAAAAGCCCCUGUAUCAUACAUAAAACUAAUCUUAUAUACAGUAUGUAUUUAAUUUCUGAUUGUGUAUACACAUUUAAAUGUUGACUUUUGUUUGUGUGAGUAAAUUGCUUUUUUUGCACACAUUUUCUCAUUCUUUUAUUCAAAAUGGGAUUGUUAUUAUGAAUAAGAAUUCCAUAUGCUUUUCAUAUUUUCAUAUGCCGUUGUAUUAGUAAAAUGUUUGCUCAUGAUUUUGGGGGUGAUUUUUUUUUUUUUUUUUUUUUUUUGUGAAAAUCAGAUAAUUUUGAAUCAAGGACUGGUAUUGUCUUGACGUGAUUUGAUGCAUGUUUUUCAUUUAUUACUAUACAAGUUACCCUUUUUAUAUCAUGAUACAAAUAUUACUCACGAAAAUGUGUUUUUUAUUAUGUAAUUUACAAUUAAAUUCUUGAGCAACUAAAUUUUUACCUAAAUGAGAAAUAUGAAGAAUGUGUGUGUGUGAGAACGUGUGCAAGUGUGGGGAGAUGAGGGAGCUUAUCAACCAAAAUUGUAAUAAAUG
This is a messenger RNA of Xyrauchen texanus (razorback sucker), 2187 nucleotides long. Its product is annotated as serine/arginine-rich splicing factor 5-like. Gene Ontology annotation, molecular function: mRNA binding. The record is from RefSeq and is a predicted model, not a curated record. Gene Ontology annotation, cellular component: nucleus; ribonucleoprotein complex; cytoplasm. The transcript has 8 exons. Bases 140 to 955 code for a protein of 271 amino acids. NCBI's taxonomy places the organism in Eukaryota, Metazoa, Chordata, Actinopteri, Cypriniformes, Catostomidae.